This is a messenger RNA of Gossypium arboreum, 1167 nucleotides long. Its product is annotated as ras-related protein RABC2a-like. The transcript has 6 exons. Gene Ontology annotation, molecular function: GTP binding; GTPase activity. NCBI's taxonomy places the organism in Eukaryota, Viridiplantae, Streptophyta, Magnoliopsida, Malvales, Malvaceae. The coding region runs from base 262 to 900 and encodes 212 amino acids. The record is from RefSeq and is a predicted model, not a curated record.
GGGAGGAGUUCCCACUAAGCCCGUGGUCCUUUCUCUCAAACAACAUACUGAUUCUCAAUUUUCUCUUACAACGAAAUUUCCUUCCUUUCUUCCUCUACAUUAAAACAAGUUUCACUGUGCUGUGCUUUUGAGAGGGAAAAAAAGGCCAUUCAGCAGGGUGAUCAUCAUUGGAUACAACAGAGACCUUCUAAACGAAGAUUAAAAAAAGCAGUGAUUUUUAAAAGUUUGGGUUUUCGUUUUUGGAUAGAAAAAAAAAUCGAAAUGGGAUCAUCUUCAGGGCAAAGUAGUGGAAGCUAUGAUCUUUCAUUCAAGAUCUUAUUGAUAGGAGACUCAGGUGCAGGCAAGAGUAGUUUGCUUGUUAGCUUAAUUUCAGCUUCUGCAGAGGAUCUAGCUCCCACCAUUGGUGUGGAUUUUAAGAUCAAGUUUUUAACAGUUGGUGGGAAAAGAUUAAAGCUUACCAUAUGGGAUACUGCUGGACAGGAAAGGUUCAGAACACUAACAAGCUCUUACUAUAGAGGUGCCCAAGGGAUCAUACUUGUUUACGAUGUAACACGGAGAGAAACCUUCACAAAUUUGUCCACUGUUUGGGCGAAAGAAGUGGAGCUCUAUUCUACCAACCGGGACUGUGUCAAGAUGCUCGUUGGAAAUAAAGUUGAUAGAGAUUCUGAAAGGGCUGUAAGUAGAGAAGAAGGGAUGGAUCUUGCAAAGGACCUUGGAUGCAUGUUUCUUGAAUGCAGUGCCAAAACAAGAAAAAACGUGGAGCAAUGCUUUGAGGGGCUUGCAUUGAAGAUAAUGGAAGUUCCAAGUUUUUUAGAAGAAGGGUCUGCUAUAGGGAAGAGAAACAUGUUAAAGCAUAAACCAGAGUAUAGAGGUCAUCAAGGCGGUGGAUGUUGCUCUUAAAUUGCACUGAUAUGCAGCCAUAUGGUGGCUUUAAGCUUCCGUCUUAAUUAACAGAUUGUGAACAAAUAUUGUAUAUGAUAUAUUAUUUCGUACUAUAUUUCUGUACUGCUCUUCUUUCAAAUGGAGUUCCCAUUGGUUAAUUGUAUCAUCACUCAAAUUAACUUCAGUUGUAGAGUUUCGGGUGCAAAGUGAGUUUUAAGGUUGUUCCCUCGAAUUGGUGGAGUUGAUCUCAAUUAAUAAAGGAAAUAAUAUUCGAAUUGUUAUAAA